Anolis carolinensis (green anole) is the source of this 3711-nucleotide messenger RNA. RefSeq names its product HECT domain E3 ubiquitin protein ligase 2 (gene hectd2). Gene Ontology annotation, molecular function: ubiquitin protein ligase activity. Gene Ontology annotation, biological process: protein polyubiquitination; ubiquitin-dependent protein catabolic process. The record is from RefSeq and is a predicted model, not a curated record. Lineage: Eukaryota; Metazoa; Chordata; Lepidosauria; Squamata; Anolidae. The transcript is spliced from 21 exons. Bases 150 to 2606 code for a protein of 818 amino acids.
CGAGGUUGCCUGAGGUAAUCGCAGAGGAAGAAGGCAAAGAGGGAGGGAGGGAAGGAGGGAGGUUGGGAAAAGGGCAGGGGAUGGCAGCCCCGGGAGCUGGUUGACGAGGGAGGAGCCCAGGAAGAGAAGGAGGGAGAGGCAGGGGAGCCAUGUCGCUGCCGCCGCAGCCAGAGCCUCCUCCUUCGGACCUCCUCGACAAAGGGGGCUUCCUCCUGGAUUGCAGCGAAAUGAAUGAGGAGGCUCCGGAGCCCUCGGAGGCGGCGGGGCCCGGACAUGGUGGCGAGGAGGUGUUGGCUGCGGAGGAGGAGCAGAAGGCGGAGGAGGAGGAGGAGAAGGAAGAAGGGAAGGGAGGAAAGGGAGGAGGAGGAGAGACGUCGCCCACACAGCCCUCUGAGCCCAGGACCGCAUCUGGGGGAUUGGAGAUGGGCCCAAAAAAUGAUAUUUCUCCCUUCAGCAGUUUCAUUUCAACUAUCAGCCAAAAGAAAGACGACACUGGAAAUGAAAGUCCACCUACACAGUUUGUUAUUUCAGAUAUAAAAAAUGCAAAAGAACUUCCAUCCCUUGGCCAUGAUGUUAGACAAAAGCAGCGCACCUCUGUGGAUAUUCUUCCAGCAGAAGUGAAAGUUUCAGUCCCUCCACAACCUCAUCUUCCAACCCAAACAAAAACUCUUAAAGACUUCCAGGAAGACAUAGAAAAAGCUAAAUUAACAGGAGAAUGGAAAACAAUAUACGAUUUUUAUUCAACAACAUUUGAUUCUUUUCUGGAAAUCAAUACUACGUUUAAGAAAUACAUGGAUGGCCCUUUCAGCUCCAUUGAAGAUUGUGGAGUGGAUGCUAAAUUUGUGAAUGAAGCUUAUGACACCUUACUUAGUGCACCCCAAGACAUCCAGAAGUGUGUCCUAAAAGGAGUAAUUAAUGGUUUAUUACAGGAAUGGAAAGGGCCAAGAACAAAAGAUGAUCUCAGAGCAUAUUUUAUACUUCUGCAGAACCCUCUGUUUAGUAACACAUCAACGUAUGUCAUUUAUGCUCACUUGCUAAGACAGAUUGCUGCCUUAACAGAAAGCGAUCAUCACUUUCUAAUUCACUGGCUUAAAAAGAUAUCACAGAAGAGAUUCAAACUGGUGAUAGAUAGGAUGCUCCAAUUUAUUUCUUUACGCCUGUUUCCUGCAAAACCUGAAGAAUUGCCUCCUAUGGAGAAGUGUACAUGGUGGAUUCCCUCAGCAACCAAAGUCUUGUCUUUACUUAAUGCUUCAAAUAAUCUGGUUAAUCCUCCUGUUAUUCCAUAUACGGAUUUCUAUAAUUCCACACUAGAUCAUAUUGAUCUCAUGGAAGAGUAUCAUAACUGGCAAUGCUAUGGAAAUUCUCAUAGGUUUUCCUUUUGUCAGUACCCUUUCAUUAUUUCUAUAGCAGCUAAAAAGGUCAUUAUUCAAAGGGAUUCAGAACAACAAAUGAUAAAUAUUGCACGGCAAAGCCUUGUGGACAAAGUGUCUCGGAGGCAAAGACCUGAUAUGAAUAUGUUGUUCCUAAAUGUCAAAGUGAGAAGAAUGCACCUAGUUAGUGAUUCAUUGGAUGAGUUGACACGGAAGAGAGCAGAUUUGAAAAAGAAAUUGAAAGUCACAUUUGUUGGAGAAGCUGGUCUUGAUAUGGGUGGCCUAACAAAAGAAUGGUUUCUUCUUCUGAUUCGACAGAUUUUUCAUCCAGACUAUGGCAUGUUUGCAUAUCAUAAGGAUUCUCAUUGCCAUUGGUUCAGCAGCUUGAACUGCGAUAAUUACUCUGAAUUCCGAUUGGUUGGAGCUCUUAUGGGACUAGCUGUCUAUAACAGUAUUACAUUGGAUAUUCGAUUUCCACCAUGUUGCUAUAAAAAACUGCUUAGUCCUCCCAUCGUGCCAUGUGACCAGAGUACACCAGUAGGAAUUAGUAGCGUCACUAUUGAUGAUCUAUGUCAGGUUAUGCCGGAGCUGGCUCAUGGACUAAAUGAACUUCUGUCAUAUGAAGGGAAUGUUGAAGAAGAUUUUUAUUCAACUUUCCAGGUUUUUCAAGAAGAAUUUGGAGUCAUAAAAUGUUACAACCUAAAGCCAAAUGGCGAUAAAAUUCCAGUUACCAAUCAGAAUAGAAAAGAAUACGUGCAGCUUUAUGUAGACUUUCUUCUCAACAAAUCAAUCUACAAGCAGUUUGCAGCAUUUUAUUAUGGAUUUCACAGUGUCUGUGCUUCGUAUGCAUUAAUGCUGCUUCGUCCUGAAGAAGUUGAAAUUCUAGUUUGUGGAAGCCCUGAACUGGAUAUGCAUGCUCUCCAAAAGCACACACAAUACGAUGGAUAUCAAAAAACAGAUCUCACUAUCCGAUAUUUUUGGGAAGUAGUACUUGAAUUUCCACUUGAGCUUCAAAAAAAACUGCUACAUUUUGCUACGGGGAGUGAUAGAGUACCUGUUGGGGGAAUGACUGACUUGAGUUUCAAGAUUUCAAAGAGUGAAGCAUCAACAGAUUGGUUACCUGUUGCCCACACUUGCUUCAAUCAACUCUGCCUACCUCCUUACAAGACCAAAAAGGAGCUAAAGCAAAAGUUGACUAUUGGAAUUUCGAAUGCAGAAGGCUUUGGUUUAGAAUAAGAAGACCAGAAAAGCAUAACGGAUGUAGCAAUCGCUUUCUUCUGAUUGUGCCUUUAAAGCUUUUCAUGUUUCUAUCUCUUAAUAUAAGGACAAUAUUAUCUAGAACCAUGUGGAAAUGUUGUUUUUAAAAAUAAAAAUGCACUCAUUUUUCUGUGUAGAAAUAAAUUUGCUAUUUCUUAAAGAUUUUUUUGUAUAAUAUUCAUUAUAUUUAAUAGAGGAGAAUUGCCAAGGCUAUCAGAUUUGAGUUUGUAUAUAUUUGCCAAUAAUAGUGAACGCAAAUUGCCUUGAUCUCCUGGCAAAGGGGGUUUACUUAGAUACAGCCCUGUGUUGCCUUAAGUCAUCCAAACUUCAGACAAAAGAUAUGGAAUAUUUUACAAUUGAUCAUAUUUGGUUUUGCACAUAUUUAUUCUCCUGAAAAGAAUAGAUAAUAUAUUUGUUAAUUAGUUAAGCCCAGUAUAAUAUUAACUUCAGUCAGUACACACUAUAGCAAAACUUCUAGCUGUCAUUAACCUGAGGCACAGGAAUGUGUUUUCAAGUUAAAGCUAAUAGCAGUUUUGAAGUACUGUAUAUUGAAUAUUCUUUCAAGUUUUCAUUUUCAAAAAUCAAUUGUUGAUUUAAAAGCCUGUAAAUAAUUGCCUGUGGAACAAUAUGAUUUUGAUAGUGUCAUGUACAGCUAAAGAUUUAUUUUUACAAAGUGUAUGGUUUCAAAUGUUAUAUAUUUAGCUUUUACUGCUGAACAAAGUUGAUUGUACAGAAACAUAAACGCUGCUAUUUUAAAUUUAUCUAGAUUUAAGGACCAACUUUUAAGUAUUUAAUUGUUUGCAUGGUAAUGAUAUUGAAUUAGAAGUAACUUAAACCACUUGGCUGUUGUUAUUGUACUUUUGUAAUUGUAAUUUAAAGAAGGAGAUUUAAUGUUUAAUAAUGCAUUGGAAUUUGUUUAUUUGGUGGAAAACAAACCACCUCUCAGCACAACGAGAUGUAAUUUUGAUAUUUUUAAAUUAUGCACCCUUUAAUUAUGAACUUUGUACUAUAGUCUUUUGCACAUAAUAAACUGAGCAAGUUUUUAUACAAAAGUUAAUUUAUUAAACUUGAACAUUUUAUUUAA